AUGGCGAGCGAGACGAUGAACCCGGUGAUUCGCGAGUGUGUGUUGGUGGCUAACGUCACGGGUGACCACAAGUGGAUUGGUAUUGCUCGUUAUCUGCUACGUCAGCUUCCGGUGCAUUUACGGCAAGAGGCAGAGUUUAAUUUGCAGAUGAGCUUCAGCCAGUCGCGACGCAUUGUUUCGCUUGUGUGCGACUCCAUUCGAUCCUGCCAGAUGACAGAAGGACACGACGAUGUUGCCAUGAAGGAUGCGAGCAGUCUGUUCGACGAUCCAGAGUGUGGCGUACUGGACCUCAAGGCAGACUGGAGAGACCUGUUCCUGUUGCUGCAUGCACUGCAGGCGUCCAAGCCGAUUCUGCACCAUCGAACUUCAUCCUCCCGCGUCGCAACUGGAGCCUCCGUCUUUGCAGACAUCGAGCAGCUCGCGUGGUGGAUUGUGCAGAGUGAUUUUAGAGCCUUUACAAGUGCUGCAUUGAGUGGCACGACCUCGCGAACAGCAAGUAAAACCAUAGAGAAGCACGCGCUAGAGCAACUCUGCUUUUGA
Phytophthora infestans T30-4 is the source of this 540-nucleotide messenger RNA. RefSeq lists its product as uncharacterized. The record is from RefSeq and is a predicted model, not a curated record. The coding region runs from base 1 to 540 and encodes 179 amino acids. The transcript has 3 exons. NCBI's taxonomy places the organism in Eukaryota, Oomycota, Peronosporomycetes, Peronosporales, Peronosporaceae.